GCAGCGUCGCGCAGCUCCUCUGGUCAUCGGCUCCCGCUCCUCAGACGUUACGUUGAAUUAAAGAAAAUACUUUAUCAGAAGAAGAUGGCCAUUGCACAGUUGCAGAGGACUUCCAUGAGUGCAUUGGCAUUUCCCAAUAAGAUAUCAACUGAGCAACAGUCUUUGGUGUUAGUGAAGAGGCUCCUAGCAGUUUCAGUAUCCUGCAUCACAUAUUUGAGAGGAAUAUUUCCAGAAUGUGCUUAUGGAACAAGAUAUCUAGAUGUUACGCCCCCAGAUUACCAGCCUCCCGGUUUUAAGGAUGGUGAUUGUGAAGGAGUAAUAUUUGAAGGGGAGCCUAUGUACUUAAAUGUGGGAGAAGUCCCAACACCUUUUCACACCUUCAAAGUGAAAAUGACCACUGAGAAAGAACGAGUGGAAAAUGUUGAUUCAAGUAUACUAUCACCAAAACAAUUAAAAACACCACUUCAAAAAAUCCUGAUGGACAAAGAUGAUCUAGGAGAUGAACAGGGGCAUUAUAUAAAUGAUGAUUUUGACAUUGACACUAAAAUGGAAGAGCAAAAAAAAAACCCUGGAUCUUCUGAACUUGGAGAAUCAAGUUUCGUUUGUGAGGAAGAUGAAAUUAUGAGGUCUGAAGAAAGUCCAGAUCUUUCAAUUUCUCAUUCUCAGUUUGAGCAAUUAGUCAGUAAAACAUCUGAACUUGAUGUGUCUGAAAGCAAAACAAGAAGUGGAAAAAUCUUUCAGAAUAAAAUGGCAAAUGGAAAUCAACCAGUAAAAUCUAAAGAAAAUCGGAAGAGAAGUCACCUCAAAUCUGGGAAAACAGUCCUCCAUCCCUUUGAUUCUUCUAGUCAAGAGUCAGUGUCAAAAAGGAGAAAGUUUAGUGAACCAAAGGAACAUAUAUAAAAAUUGCUUUUUCUUCUAAACAUUUGCAAAGUUCUUCUCAACAAUUUAAAUUGAAGGACACUAUAUUUCUAUUUUAAGGUGUGUUUUCCCUAACUCUGAAAAUAUAUAUGUAGUUUUAAGCAGUUCAUACACUAAAUUGAAGUUCUUAGCUGACUGUCAUAUUGUGGUCCUUAAUCUUAUUUGGGAUAAAUCCAACAGAACUUUUGAAUAAAACUAAAAGUAUAAAUGUC
This is a messenger RNA of Propithecus coquereli (Coquerel's sifaka), 1130 nucleotides long. RefSeq names its product HORMA domain containing 1 (gene HORMAD1). Bases 85 to 900 code for a protein of 271 amino acids. Lineage: Eukaryota; Metazoa; Chordata; Mammalia; Primates; Indriidae. The record is from RefSeq and is a predicted model, not a curated record. The transcript is spliced from 9 exons.